Molecule: messenger RNA, 888 nt
Organism: Porites lobata
Lineage: Eukaryota; Metazoa; Cnidaria; Anthozoa; Scleractinia; Poritidae
Source: the annotation of a GenBank genome assembly
ACUGUGUUAUUUCUGGUUUGUUGCCUGCUUCUUUCUCUUUUCAUCAUUGGUGUUGCUGCUAACGUUGUUGUCUGCAUAACAUUGACUAGCGGAUGUCGUUUGAAAAGACACCUGCCAAACUUUAUGCUUUUCCAUCUCUCGGUCACAGACAUGGUAUUUCUACUUAUAGUUCUACCUUCCUAUCUUAUAGCCGCAAUUUCCCCGGUGGAAAGUAAGGAUUUAAUUUGUAAAACCAGCCAGACUCUACUUUCCUUGGUACACGCAGUAAUUUUCACUAGUUUGGUGGUGAUCGCAUUGGACAGACAUCAUGCUAUAACGAAACCAUUUCAAAGGCUGAGACAUAAACCAAAUUUCUUGAUAUGCAUUACGGCGGUUUGGGGAUAUUCCAUAGUUUGCGCAUUUCCGCACAUAUUCACCGAAAAGAUCACUACAUUCAUUGGGUCAAACAACACUUAUUACAAUCACCGGGGAGUCAAUAUAACCGUUCUCUACCUUAUGUGUGCGCCUCUAUCUACUUUCAAGGAUUCAAUCAAUCAAAAGAUAAUAACAACUGCCUAUUUUACUCUGGGAUUCCUGUUACCACUGGUAAUUUUGACGGUGGCAUACUCUAGCAUUGCUGUUUUUCUGAGGAGGAAAAGUCGUAAUGGGAUUACCAGUCAAGCGGCUCUGAAAUCAAAAGAAAAGGCAUUACGCAUGCUCAUUUUAAUGGUUCUAGGAUUUGUUGUUUGCAUGGGAACUCCUCUACUGCACGAUUUGAUGAUAGCGUUCGGCUACGGCACCACUGCAUUAUCCAUUUUCGCGUUCAUACCUCAGUUGUCAAGUUCCCUCGUUAAUUUUUUAAUUUAUGGGUUCUACUCUGCUGAAUUCAGCAAGGACUCACAUGUUUAG